GCAGCUUAAGGCACUGCCUGCUCUCUCAAGGCGUCCACUAUUAUAUUUACUAACAAGCAGUACCACCCUCUCCCUCUCCACAACUCGUACACUCUCAACUUCAGAUACUGGGCGAAAUACUCCAACACCCACCGGCAACAAUGCCUCCACCACCACCUCCCCCGCCGCCCCCUCCGCCUAUGCCUGGAGCUGCAGGAGGUCCACCACCUCCACCUCCUCCUCCACCUGGGGGCUUACCAUCGCGCCCACCAGCACAAGCAGCCCAGGGUAGACAAUUUCCUUCGGAGAUCAUCGAGUCAAGGCCUGAAUCGCACGCUGAUUGCCUUUCACCGCAGGGCGCCCUCCUCGGCGACAUCCAAAAAGGCGCCCGCCUGAAGAAAGCCGUCACAAACGAUCGAUCCGCGCCGCUACUCGACAGCAAACCGAGCUCGUCCAUAGGCGGCCCAUCAACCGGCGGAGUACCUCCCGUCCCAGGCCUACGCCCUCCACCUCCUGCGGGACACAAUCGAGCGAGGAGCAAUAGCGACCAACCAAGCAGUCCCACCACCAAUAACAGCAGCGGAAUGGAGUCAGCACCACAACUAGGAGGUUUAUUCGCGGGCGUAGGCAUGCCGAAGUUAAGGAAGAGUGCGGGAGGGGUGAACAUGUAUGAUUCCGAUCCCGAGGCGCAUACGCAGACAUCUGCGGGUGGGAGGAAUCGGAAUGCCAGUGUACCUGCCAUACCAAAUGGAACCGCACCUAGACCACCAGGCGGUGCACCUCCGCCUCUACCUCCCGGCGCUGCGCCAAGUAUACCAAGCGCAGCGGGUCUGAAGAAGACGAAUAAUCUGCGCCCGAGCCCCGCGAGCGUAGAGACAAGCCCCGCAUCAAUACCGGGUACGAAACCUAAACCGCCUCCGCCUAUCGUGGGGAAGAAACCGCCGAUUCCUCCUCCUACUUCUCGCAAGCCUUCACUACAAGCCUCAGCACCCUCAAUACCGUCAGCACCUCCGCUACCACAUUCCCACACAACGCCAGCGCCUGCGGCACUUCCACCCCCGCCUCUACCGCCAAGCAGUCCGCUCGCGCCCAGGCCACCACCUUCCAGCGCAGCGCUCUCGACUCCGCCGCCUCCUCCGUCAUUACCACCUCCGAAUGGUCUGCCAAGAGAAUCAAGUCUGGCCGAACAAGCGGCGAGGAACGUGUUGAGGAGUGCAAAUUCGACCACGCCUUCUGCCCCUCCUCCUCCUCCGCCACCGGCACCAUCGGCGAGUCCUCCCUCAACGCCGGGCGCGCCUCCUCCGCCGCCGCCUCCGCCACCGCCUCCAUCGGUUGCAGCGGCUAGUCCAGCACCACCGCCCCCUCCUCCCCCGCCUCCGCAGAUACAAAGACAGAGUUCCACGUCCCUGCCACCACCGCCGCCACCGCCGCCUUCGGCACCUCCAAGCCGCAACUCAGGUACUGGGAGUGGGAUACCAACCGCGGGUGGUCUGUCGCUCGGUUCCACACCCACACCACCACCGCCGCCGCUUCAAAGUACAAAUUCAUACUCCUCGCCUCUGAAACACAUGGAUGCCUCCGCUUAUACGCUCACGAAUGGCUCUGCGCCUUCUGCGCGGUCCGCUAGUAACAGCUUCAGCGGUGGUGCUAGUGGUGGUUUGAGGGUGGUUAUCCAAGAUACGAGGUGGAAGUUUCAGCCUGAUGAGCAGUUACCGCAGCCGAGGCAGUUUGUCGGAGCGCCUAAGAGGUAUCGGGCGGGGAGGGGCAGUAGUGUGCCGUUGGAUCUGAGCGCGUUCUCGUGA
Molecule: messenger RNA, 1781 nt
Organism: Baudoinia panamericana UAMH 10762
Lineage: Eukaryota; Fungi; Ascomycota; Dothideomycetes; Mycosphaerellales; Teratosphaeriaceae
Exons: 3
Coding region: 141-1781 (546 amino acids)
Molecular function (GO): actin binding
Source: RefSeq, a predicted model, not a curated record